Siniperca chuatsi (mandarin fish) is the source of this 4609-nucleotide messenger RNA. It is a transcript of the gene gdap2, whose product is annotated as ganglioside induced differentiation associated protein 2. The record is from RefSeq and is a predicted model, not a curated record. The transcript has 14 exons. The coding region runs from base 286 to 1773 and encodes 495 amino acids. NCBI's taxonomy places the organism in Eukaryota, Metazoa, Chordata, Actinopteri, Centrarchiformes, Sinipercidae.
UUGUCGUGUUUACUGUGGCUAACUUGACGUUGCAGCAGUAAGCACCUAGCAUACUGGCUAUAUGUGUAAACCUGGUUAAUGGCACUUUUAAACUUAAUUUUUGACUGCUUUUGCGAUUACUUUGCUCGCUAGUAUGACAACUCAGAGGAACGACAAUACCUCUUGAGUCGAUGAAUUGUCGUGUCAAGAUUAAUUGAUUUUUUUAAAUUUAGUUUUUUCGCGUGGACAUCACCUCUGCCUGGAGGAAAUACAACUGGCUAGCUCCAGCCUGUAGUGCCAGAGGGGAUGGAUCCUCUGGGUGCUCGCUCUCAGUUUGUGGACAUCCAAACGCUCUCGACGUGGCAGCAGCAGCUCGGGGAGGAUGGUGAGGAGACGCCGCUGGACCAGAGCGACAGCCUGCUCAGCCAGCAAGCCUUCCCCUCGCCCUUCCCCUUCAGGCCAGACAUCAACCGCAAGAUCAUCCUCUUCACUGGUGAUGUUGCCUUGCUGAACUGCACCUCCAUCGUGAACACCAGCAACGAGUCGCUAAACGACAAGAACCCGGUGUCUGACAGCAUCCAUCAGCUGGCAGGGCCUGAGCUGCGAGACGAACUGCUCAAACUCAAAGGAUGUCGGACAGGGGAGGCGAAGCUGACCAAAGGCUUCAACCUGGCAGCGAGGUUCAUCAUCCACACAGUGGGACCAAAAUACAAAACCAAGUACAAGACGGCGGCGGAGAGCUCACUGUACAGCUGCUACAGGAACAUCAUGCAGCUGGCCGCAGAGCAGUCGAUGGCGUCUGUUGGCCUCUGUGUGGUUAGCACAACCAAAAGAGGUUACCCACUGGAGGAUGCUACGCACAUCGCUUUCAGAACAGUGCGCAGGUUCCUGGAGAAUCAUGGAAACAGCAUAGAGGCGGUGGUGUUCACAGUGACAGACACAGAAGAGACGGUGUACAAGAAGUUACUGCCUCUGUACUACCCUCGCUCUGAGGAAGAGGAGAGGGCCUGCCUGCCUCUCAUUCCAGCUGACAUUGGCAACUCUGAGGGUGAACCCGUUGUCCCAGAGAGACAGAUCCGCAUCGCCGAGAAACCAGGCACCCUGGAAGAUGAUUCUGAAGAGGAGAGUCUGGAGUCAGAUCUGGGUCAGGUGGGGAAUCACGCUUUCGCCCGGAUGGAGGGUGAUGUGGACAAACAGCGGAAACAGAUCCUACAGGGCCAGUUGUCAGAUGUGGCCAUGCAGAAACAACACCAGAGGAAUUACAAUCGCUGGCUGUGUCGGGCGAGAGCAGAGGAUCUGUCAGACAUCGCUGCACUGAAAGCCUUAUAUCAAACUGGUGUGGAUAUGUGUGGCAGGACAGUAAUGGUUUUGGUUGGACGAAACAUCCCAGUGACCCUUAUCGACAUCGAAAAGGCCCUGCUGUACUUCAUCCAUGUGAUGGACCACAUCACAGUGAAGGAAUAUGUGAUGGUUUACUUCCACACACUGACCGGCGAGCACAACCACCUGGACUCCGACUUCCUCAAGAACCUCUACGACAUUGUUGACGCCAAGUUUAAAAAGAAUUUAAAGGCCUUCUACUUUGUACAUCCAACAUUUCGCUCCAAGGUCUCAACGUGGUUCUUCACCACCUUCAGUGUUUCAGGGAUGAAGGACAAGGUUCGCUACCUGGACAACCUGCAGCAGCUUUUCACCUGCAUCAAACCUGAGCAGAUCGACAUCCCUCCGUUUGUCCUGGAGUAUGACACACGGGUGAAUGGACCCUACCUUCCCUCCCAGUCUUUCAGUCUGUGACAGGAGACCAAUCAGACCUCCCUGCCGGGUUGAUGAGGUAGUGUCGGCCUAUCAAAUGGACAUUGUGUUGCCCGUAUGGUCUGAACGCCUAACCUCCUCUUAAGGCUGUGAACCAUAAUGAGGAAACUCUCCUUUUGUUUUGUCCCUGCCAAAAGGACAAAAUUAACAGUCGCAGCCCACAUUUAGCAGCACGUGGCCUGGUGAACAGACAUUUCUCACUCACCACAGACUAUUUGUGGAUCUGGUAUGGUUUCUGGAUUAUGCCUUACACCAAGAGUUCUUAUUCAGCAGUUUCCUCAAACAUCCCUAAAUAUGAAGUAUCAUGUCAAGACUGACAGUUGCUCAAGGCCUUUUCCAAUGUGUGGUCAUACCAGACGUACUCGCCCAUGUCUCAGAAUAUUGUCAGACUUUUCAAACGCUGGAGUAAUACAGGGGAAGAUGACAUCUGUUUUUUUUUUUUUUGUUUUUUUUUCUGUACCGUGCCAUGCAAGAUGGCAGAAACUCUCGGUAAAGUAAAGACUAAUGCUACGUUUCACUGAGGCGGAAGUUGGAAAUUCCCACCCGGUACGAUGUAAAAACGACCUCUGCGUUCUCCUGCAGUCACAAUCGGAAAACUCCAGGGGAGAAAAAUCAACGCCUGGGAGAUUUUCUUGGAUAGACAAACACUGCUCCUAGUGCAACAGCUAACGUCAUUGUAUGUUAGCUAGCUAGCUAGGUAGCAUAGAACAUUAACUUUAUAGAACAUUAACUUUAUAUCACAAAGUUAUGUUUAUCCAUUUAGCAAUUUAGGGAUUAAGGGAAUAGUUCGACAUUUUGGAAAAUACGCUUAUUUGCUUUCUUGCCAUGAGUUAGAUGAGAAGAUCGAUACCACUCUCAUAUUUGUACACUAAAUAUGAAGCUACAGCCAGGGGACGGUUAGCUUAGUUUAGCAUAAAGACUGGAAGCAACAGAAACAGCCCCUGAAAAACCACAACUUGUAAUUUUUACACUUGGGUUUUUGUACAGAUUACACAUACAAGAUAUAGCGUGUUAGUUUGUGUGCUUUAAAAAAGGUGCUAGUAGGUGUAUUUUCUUACCUUGAAAACAGAGCCAGGCUAGCUGUUAAUAUUAGAGUGGUAUCCCUCUUUUCAUCCAACGCCUGGCAGAAGAGCAAAUAACCAUAUUUCCCCAUAAUGUUAACCUAUUCCUUUAAGCUUUAAAUCCACACAAAGUGUCACCUGGGCCUCUGGGAACCUUUGAUGGGCAUUUUUCACUAUUUCUUGAAACUUUAUAGAUUGAACAAUAAACACAUUAAUUUAAAUAAAUCAGUACAUUAAUUGUUAAAGAAAAUUGUCGUGGCCAUAAUCACAAGGCUGCCAGUCAGAAAGUAGUGCCUGUGAGGAUAGCUAGCCUUUGUUAAAUCAGCCUAGUUGUUAAGCUGAAGGUCCUUGCUGUCUGCAGAUGCCUUUUACAGCUUUAUGAUGACAGUUUUCAACCUGGGCGUCCAGAGAUGAUAUAUAGGAUUACAAACAAUAUCCUCCACUGCACUAACUUAUUGUCUCAUGUAUCUGCUUCCAAAUUGUUUUACGAUGCUAAUUUGUCUGCAAUGCUUUAUCAUUUUCAGCUGCUCUGCUUCCUCUGAUGUUCACUCUCUUUAGUUGAACUGUUGAGGUUUCACUCAUGAGAAGGCAUCGCUUUGUUUUAAGGGUACACAAGCCAGAAAGGAUGAGAAUUGCUGUUUUCUAGCCAGUCUCCCCGUUGCAUGAUAAUGGAAAGUAGAAUUAGCUGAUUUUUCUUUCACCCUUGCCAGUGGAGCUUGAAAUAUUUUGCAUCUGUUUGUUACAAUGAGCAUUCUGUUCCUCAGUGAUUGAUUCCCCAUUUUAUUUGCACAGUUAGUUUAUUUAACUUGGACUACCCUGGAGGGUUUACCUUAUCAAGGCAAUUGCAAAUGUACUGAAAUAAACUUUGAAAACAUUCCUGUGAUUUCCCAAACUUUUAAGCAAUCAUUAUGUAGCAACCCCCAUCUUUAUGGCACCCCACGGAGUAACACUAUCACAAUAAAUGUAGAUUCUGUCUGACUAACGUCUGUCACUGUUGGGAUGGGUUUUACCUGCAUGUAGUUGUCUCUUCACCCGGUCUUGUGUUUCCACACACCGUCAAAACGUCAGGACUCUUUAAAUAAUUUAAGCUCUGUUGGCAAGAAACAGCCUCUCACACCAACUUGAGGCUUCUUAAAUUGUAACUUACAUGUUGAAUUUUGUAGCAACGGGGAGAUGUGCCUUGUCAGCUGUUCAAGGAAAUUUCAGUGAUUGCUGUACUCAGUUUUAAAUCAAUCAAUCAAUCAUCCUGUAAAGAAAAUUGAAGUAGAUUUUAACAACUUUAAUGUCUUUAAUCAAAUUUUUCUAAAAAGGAUUAAGGGGAAAACAUCCAGUGGGGUGAGAUGAUUUCACUUAGAUUUGUAUUUAUAACUAAUUAAUUUCUUCACCUCAUGCUUUUACAAAAAUAAAGCUUUAAAGACUGAAUGACAGAGUUGUUAAAAAUAUAAAUACAAGAGCAUUUGAGUUAAUCUGGCGCCACUGACAGUUUUCCUUUCAGGCGUCCCCAUUAUGAAGAAACAAGCAGAAAAUUGGUUUUAGAUCAGUGAAGUCGUCAGUAAAGUACAAACUUUAUUGUCAGAAUGUAUAUAAAUGAUGAGCCAAAUUUUGACUUGCUGGAAUUUUUUUUUUUUUUUUAAUGAUUUCAAAGUGGCUGUCAACAACUUCUGAGAUUUACAGGAAGUGACUUAAUUGGUGUCCAACACUUCCUGUACUGAUUUUUUUUUUAUAUGUAUAUUGAUUAAAAUGAUUUCUCUGUAAAA